AUGGACAUCCCAGACUUGGCAUGGUUUAAGGUGCUGCUUUUGGUUGCAAAGCACUCUUCUGAAGAUUUGUACAGCAUGGCGGGGACAUGCAAGUUAUUUGAAGAAAUGUUGAAUGAUCCUGAGGUUCGGCAAACCGUGUCUGUAGAGAAGUACCAGUGGCAUCCUGAAUGGUACGGGUUUUAUCAAGAGAACUUGUUGAGUUCUUGCAAAAGUGCAAGGAACACAACAAUCCAGAAAUCAUUUACAGAGAAGCUGAUGAGGUUGUCAACAACUUCCGGGUGCCGGCUAAGGCAGGGCAUAUGGAAUCCUCCUACACUGUUGGCUUGCUAG
Prunus armeniaca (apricot) is the source of this 330-nucleotide messenger RNA. The record is from the annotation of a GenBank genome assembly. NCBI's taxonomy places the organism in Eukaryota, Viridiplantae, Streptophyta, Magnoliopsida, Rosales, Rosaceae.